Pectinophora gossypiella (pink bollworm) is the source of this 894-nucleotide messenger RNA. RefSeq lists its product as uncharacterized. NCBI's taxonomy places the organism in Eukaryota, Metazoa, Arthropoda, Insecta, Lepidoptera, Gelechiidae. The record is from RefSeq and is a predicted model, not a curated record. The transcript has a single exon. The coding region runs from base 1 to 894 and encodes 297 amino acids.
AUGAGCAGAGCUACGAGCGACGACAGGGAAACCCGUUCCGGUAUCAACAACACCGAGAACAAAGGAACAGGUAUGGCGUGUGGUACAAGUAGCGUGAGCGAAGCGAGUGUAAACGCAGUGAAAGUCCGAGUUCCCCCUUUCUGGCCAGAGGAACCUGAAAUAUGGUUUGCGCAGAUCGAGAACCAGUUCUCGUUGGCCAACAUCACCAAGGACGAGACCAAGUUCAACAUAGUCUCAGGAGAUCUCAGUCAGGAGUAUGCGCGGUUGAUGAAAGAUUUUUACACAAAUCCACCAAAGGAGAAUAAGUAUAGUCUCUUUAAAGCUGCUCUUAUUAAACGCCUCACCGACUCCCGCGAGAAGAAGACCUUGCAGCUUCUCCAGAACGAAGACCUGGGCGACAGGAAGCCAACGCAAUUUCUGCGUCACCUGCAGAGCUUAGCUGGGCCCGACAUGCCGGACGAAUUCAUACGCACGGUCUGGACAAGCCGCCUUCCCACUCAUGUUCAAACCAUUGUUGCUUCGCAGCCCAACAGCAGCCUGGAAGCAGUGGCAGACCUGGCCGACCGUGUGGUAGACAUCGUGCAAGCACAACCGGUCGUCGCAAGUACCAGCAUGCCGACCCGAUCACCAGGUACUGCUUUGGAAGAGCGGGUUGCACAACUGACUCGGCAGGUGGAGGCAUUGAUGAAGAAAGGUCAGGCACAAUAUUUUAAUAGUAGCAGGAGGGGCAGGUCUCGCAGCAGGUCAUCGCGCUCACGUUCACGCUCAAACUCGCGGGGACAACGCCCGGAAGGCCACCCCCACUGUUGGUACCACUACACCUUCGGCAGCAAGGCAAGGAAAUGCACACCACCCUGCAGCUUCCAGGCGGAAAACUCCAAGGGCAGCCGCUAG